AAAACAAAUCAGUCUCUUCUGUCAUUUAAAUCGCACGGUUUUUUAUUUAAAAAAUAGUAUUAAAUCUUUAUAUUUUUUGUUUACCAUAUGGUUUCACCGAUAUUUAUAUUCUAGUACUGAAAAUGUCAGUAACGAAUAGAAGGUUUAGGUUAGGAAAUCGCAGUUUCAUGAAUCGGAUUUUCUACACAAUUUAUUUUUAAAAAUAUCGUGGUUUCAAUGGUAAAUUGUCAAAACUAAUAGCAACCAAUUAUCAUUGUUAUUAUUGUUUAUAUUUUAUUAAUUAUACCUGUGAGCUUUUUUAUAUCAUUCGUAUUACACAUCAAUGUGGAUUUUAUCGUUACGAUUUUUCGUACAACUAAUAAUUGUGAUUUCAGAUUUAUCUCCUUGAGUUAGUUAUUUUAUCAUAACUAUGGGUUGUUCAUAUUAUACUGGGCAUCAAUUGAUCAUCAUGGAUACCUCCAAAGAAUUGGAAAAAUUCAUCAAAAAAAGUUUAAAACAGUUGCGUCGUACCAAAGAUCCGAGUUCCUUUAAAACAAUGUUAAAACGUAUGAAUGAAGUCGUUCAAGAACUGAACAGUGGAAAACGACGGCCAAAUAAUGCUACCAAAAUAUUUGAUGUACUUACCGUUCUCUUCUCAAAAGAAUUAGGUAGUGAACAAACAGAAAUGAUUGUUGAUGACAAAUUUAGCAAGUCGAAUUCUCCAGCAAGUUUAUUACCAAAUACGUCAAAUUGCAUACAAGAGGAGUAUUCAUACCAGUCGCCUACCAAUUCAUUGGAACAGGCUAAUUCAAAUUGAGCCAUAAAUAUUGAUUCAGAUUCGGAAAUUAAAAUUGAAGAUUUAUAUUCCUGUUGUAUUUGCAAUUAUGUAGAUAACACAAAAUGAUAGGCUUUGAAUAAAUAUUAAUUUUUUUUACAAAGAAAGUUUUGUAUAUAUUGGGAACAGUCUGAUACAAUGCUCGAAUUGUUAUUCUAUCUAUCAUGAAAAUUACCAAAUUCCACCAAUAACGGACGUUAUCUUGAAUGACCUACGAAUGGUUUAUUACUGUAGUAAUUGUGUACAGAGUGACUCGAGGAAAGUUGUAAGUUCAUUUAAUUAGAGAUGCUGCUUAUUAGUUUUCUUAAACCGUUUCGAUUUUUGAAGAAAUGUUCAGCAGAAAAGGGAAGUAAGAAAAGGUCUUUUAAAAUCACUUCUGGAACAAAAUCAAAGAAAUCGUCUAGUAGACUUCUCAUAGUUAGUUAUUUAAAAUGAUAUUUUUUAAUUACAAUAUGUUAUUACUAGGGAACGGAUUUUAAUUUAAAUAAAUAUUUUUGUGUUGUUUUAAUAACCGAAAGUUAUUGAUAUAUGUGUACGUUUCAUUUCAUUU
This is a messenger RNA of Sipha flava (yellow sugarcane aphid), 1364 nucleotides long. RefSeq lists its product as uncharacterized. The record is from RefSeq and is a predicted model, not a curated record. The transcript has 2 exons. Bases 410 to 796 code for a protein of 128 amino acids. Lineage: Eukaryota; Metazoa; Arthropoda; Insecta; Hemiptera; Aphididae.